Molecule: messenger RNA, 2979 nt
Organism: Rhinolophus ferrumequinum (greater horseshoe bat)
Lineage: Eukaryota; Metazoa; Chordata; Mammalia; Chiroptera; Rhinolophidae
Product: glutamate dehydrogenase 1, mitochondrial-like
Exons: 1
Coding region: 16-1620 (534 amino acids)
Biological process (GO): L-glutamate catabolic process
Cellular component (GO): mitochondrion
Molecular function (GO): L-glutamate dehydrogenase (NAD+) activity
Source: RefSeq, a predicted model, not a curated record
CUCCGCCCCGCCGCCAUGUACCGCUGUCUGGGCGAAGCGCUGCUGCUGUCCCGCGUGGGGCCCGCUGCCCUGGGGUCGGCGGCGGCCGACUCGGCCGCGCUGCUGGGCCGGGCCCGCGGACAGCCUGCCGCCGCCCCGCAGCCGGGGCUCGCGCCGUCCUCCCGGCGACACUACAGCGAGGCGACGGCCGACCGCGAAGACGACCCCAACUUCUUCAAGAUGGUGGAGGGCUUCUUUGACCGCGGUGCCAGCAUCGUGGAGGACAAGCUGGUGGAGGACCUCAAGACCCGGGAGAGCGCGGAGCAGAAGCGGAACCGGGUGCGCGGCAUCCUGCGGAUCAUCAAGCCCUGCAACCAUGUGCUGAGCCUGUCCUUCCCCAUCCGGCGCGACGACGGCUCCUGGGAGGUCAUCGAGGGCUACCGGGCCCAGCACAGCCAGCACCGGACGCCCUGCAAGGGAGGUAUCCGUUACAGCACUGAUGUGAGUGUAGAUGAAGUAAAGGCUUUGGCUUCUCUGAUGACCUACAAGUGUGCAGUGGUUGAUGUGCCAUUUGGGGGUGCCAAAGCUGGUGUUAAGAUCAAUCCUAAGAACUAUACUGAUAAUGAAUUGGAAAAGAUCACAAGGAGGUUCACCAUGGAGCUGGCAAAGAAGGGCUUUAUUGGUCCUGGCAUUGAUGUGCCUGCCCCAGACAUGAGCACAGGCGAGCGGGAGAUGUCCUGGAUUGCUGACACCUAUGCUAGCACCAUAGGGCACUAUGAUAUUAACGCCCAUGCCUGUGUCACUGGUAAACCCAUCAGUCAAGGUGGAAUCCACGGAAGGAUCUCUGCUACUGGCCGGGGAGUUUUCCACGGGAUUGAAAACUUCAUCAAUGAAGCUUCCUACAUGAGCAUUUUAGGAAUGACACCAGGGUUUGGAGAUAAAACAUUUGUUGUUCAGGGUUUUGGUAAUGUGGGCCUGCACUCUAUGAGAUACUUGCAUCGCUUUGGUGCUAAAUGUGUUGGUGUUGGUGAAUCUGAUGGGAGUAUAUGGAAUCCAGAUGGUAUUGACCCAAAGGAACUGGAAGACUACAAAUUGCAACACGGAUCAAUCCUGGGCUUCCCCAAGGCAAAGCUUUAUGAAGGGAACAUCCUGGAGGCUGACUGUGACAUACUGAUCCCUGCUGCCAGCGAGAAGCAGCUGACCAAGUCCAAUGCACCCAGAAUCAAAGCCAGGAUCAUUGCUGAGGGUGCCAAUGGACCGACGACUCCAGAAGCUGACAAGAUUUUCCUGGAGAGGAACAUUAUGGUUAUUCCAGAUCUCUACUUGAAUGCUGGAGGAGUGACAGUAUCUUACUUUGAGUGGCUGAAGAACCUAAAUCAUGUCAGCUAUGGCCGUUUGACCUUCAAAUAUGAAAGGGAUUCUAACUACCACUUGCUCAUGUCUGUUCAAGAGAGUUUGGAAAGAAAAUUUGGAAAGCACGGUGGAACUAUCCCUGUUGUGCCCACAGCAGAGUUCCAAGACAGGAUAUCGGGGGCAUCUGAGAAAGACAUCGUGCACUCUGGCUUAGCUUACACUAUGGAGCGCUCUGCCAGGCAAAUCAUGCGCACGGCCAUGAAGUAUAUAACCUGGGGUUGGACCUGAGAACAGCUGCCUACGUCAACGCCAUUGAGAAAGUUUUCAAGGUGUACAACGAAGCCGGUGUGACCUUCACAUAGAUGGAUUGUAGCUGACUUCUUCACUGCCCUCUUCACCUCUUCAUCUGUAGCCCUAUCAUCACAAGUUUACGUGUAACCACAGAAAUCCUUCUCUCAUGACUUCAUAGGUAAUGGAUGCCAUUCUCAACAAGUCAAUCCAAAUCAGUCCCUUAAAAAAAAGAAAUUAAGGUUAGGGGAUCCUGUACAAAGAUGAUGAGUGUGAAAGUAGCAAUGACCGAUGCCACAGAGCUAUUGGGUACUUUGCCUUUAAAUCAAACGUCUCUUCUGUCUGGCCGCGCUGCCUUGCUCCCCGGCUGCCUCCCCCAGCUGUCAGAGCUGAGGCUGGGAGAGGACCUGCUGGCCAGGCGCAGUCGCUUGCUGCUUCAGCUCUGGACAAGUCUGAGACAGGCCAUAACUGACACGCUUCAAAAGCAGGGGUGUGGCAUUUUCAGAAGGUGGCAUGGACCUCAAGUGAGUUAUUGGUAUUUUAUAUCAGCAAAAGAACUCAAUUUUACAGAUUGCAAACAAAAAUAAAAGCUAUUUCUCUUUAUACAUUUUAUUCUUUUAGAAUAAAAUAAGUACAUGCUGCUGUAAUAAAAUUGCCUUUAAUCACUCAGUAAGCCUAACCUUGACUCAAGCAGUGAAUGCCUAUAAACAUAAUGAAUGAAAAAAGCUAGUAUUUUUAUAACAAAACAGUAUCAUUUAUAGCUUAUCAAUAGUAUAUUGUUGUCCCGCAAAACAAAAAGCCCAGUGGAGAGUUAAGUUACCUUCAUACAUAUCAUUCAGUAGCACAUGAUGGAGGCUAUUUUUGUUAAGACUGACUUGAAAUUUACUAACCACAAUUAUGACAAAUAGUCCAAAGAAUCCUGUAACCUCAUUAUCAUGUUAAUUAAUUGGUCUUCUCUUUUGAAAAUCUGUUGUGUUGACUGAUUAAACAAUAAUUUACAUAGAGUCCCAGAAAAACCCACGUGGCUCCCUCUGGAGUCUGGCUGGCGGCUCUGAGCUUUGCCGAUGGCCCAGCUCGCCCUGACUGUGUCCUCUGCAGAGGCCUCGCAUUCUACACGCAGCUUCCUUACAGCGGCCUGAAAACAACCUGGGGUAGAGUGUUGUGUUUGGGAGUUAUUUUGCCAGGGCCUUUUGAAGUAGUGUCCCAAUGAAGUGCUAGAUAUUAUUUAUGUAAGAAUGAGCUUUUUUCUUUUUUUAACGAUAAUAUCCUUUCAGAAAUUUCUAACUACUUUGUAACUGCAUGACUUAACCUGGUGAUAAAAGCAGUUAUUAAAAGUCUACCUUUUCCAAAAAAAAAAAA